AAAUGACCGAAUGGGUCUCUUCCCUCCCCCCAGUCUAGCCGUUCUCGGGCGGCCGAUAGAGUAUCGCCGCCUCUGCUCUUAACAGCCCUCGCCCUCGCCCAACUGGAAUUUUCCUCUUCUUGCCAUGCUGGAUUGAUCUCGUCAAGCUUCGUUCUCCCUCAACUCUGCCCAUCAUGAGGUUCGGCGAGCAUCUCCGAUCCUCCAUGAUCAAGGAGUACUACCCGUACUACAUUGCCUACGACGAACUCAAGAAAGCUCUCAAAACCGACUUUGUCACCCAACCCACCCCGGACAACGUCAAACCCGCCCGCAAGGAAUGGACCGAGGAUGACGAGAUUACCUUCGUCACUCUGCUUGAGUCUGAACUCGAAAAGGUCUUUCUCUUCCAGAAGCGCAAGUCUGAGGAAAUCGUCGAGCGCAUUAAAGCGAGUGAAGUAGAGGUGAAUGACGUCGUCUCCUCUCUCGACGACAGCACCGGUUCCCGUCGCCAGAGCGCCCGCACGUCGAGGCCACCACCCACCGACGAGGAUUUUUUGCUGUUGGAACAAGACCUUUCCGAUAUUAUCGCCGAUGUGCAUGAUCUGGCUAAAUUCACCCAAUUGAAUUAUACUGGUUUCCAGAAGAUCAUCAAGAAGCACGAUAAAGAGACAAAAUGGUAUCUCAAGCCCGUCUUCGCGGCCCGACUCAAUGCCAAGCCCUUCUUCAAGGAUAACUACGACGCCUUCGUUGUGAAGCUCUCCAAACUCUACGACCUGGUUCGCACCAAGGGUAACCCAGUCAAGGGUGACUCAUCCGCUGGUGGAACCCAGCAGAACUUUGUGCGUCAGACCACUAAGUACUGGGUGCAUCGCGACAACAUCACCGAGCUGAAGCUGGUGAUUUUGAAGCACUUACCCGUGUUGGUUUUCAAUGCCAGCAAGGAGUUUGAAGAGAAAGAUACGGCCAUCUCCUCCAUCUACUACGACAACCCUGAUACCUGGGAGCUGUACCAAGGUCGUCUAAAGAAGACCGAGGGCGCCGAGGCCAUUCGUCUGCGCUGGUAUGGAGGCAUGGAGAGCGACCAGAUUUUCGUGGAGCGCAAGACUCACCGUGAAGACUGGACGGGUGAAAAGUCUGUCAAGGCCCGUUUUGCCCUCAAGGAGAAGAACGUCAAUGCCUUCCUGGAUGGCCGCAUGACUGUCGAGCAGGUCUUUGACAAGAUGCGCAAGGAAGGUAAGAAGAGCGCCGACGAGAUCAACGAUCUUGAGCAGCUUGCCCGUGAGAUCCAAUACCGAGUCAUUACUCGUCGCCUCGUUCCCGUCACCCGCACAUUCUACCACCGUACCGCUUUCCAGCUGCCCGGUGAUGCUCGUGUGCGUAUCUCGCUCGAUACGGAGCUUACUAUGAUUCGCGAGGACAACCUGGAUGGCCGCCGGCGCGCUGGAGCCAAUUGGCGGCGCAUGGAUAUUGGCGUUGACUUCCCAUUCUCGCAACUGCCGCCUGAGGAUAUUGACCGUUUCCCGUACGCUGUGCUGGAGGUCAAGCUGCAGACCCAGGCAGGCCAGGAGCCGCCGCAGUGGAUUCGAGAUCUCACAGCGUCGCACCUCGUCGAGGCCGUUCCCAAGUUCAGCAAGUUUAUUCACGGCACAGCUACCCUUUUCCCCACCCGCAUCGACCUCCUACCCUUCUGGUACCCGCAAAUGGCCACCGACAUCCGCAAGCCACCAACUCGCCGCUACGGUAUCCACCGCCCGAUGGCGAGCACGUCGCUGUCCGUGAAUGAAGAGGACUCGGAUGACGAUGAGUCUCCGCAGAUCACUGAGAGCGCCACACUAAACGGGUCGCGCGAGGGCUCAGAUGACCGAUACCUGUUUACCGAGACGAACGGAAACGAGUUGGACAUUGAGGAACGCAUUGCUGCGCGCCCGCUCCCCGGAGACGAGGAUUACCCUCUGUAUGAUUCUGACGACGAGUACGACACUGUGGACUCGGAUGAGCUGGAGGAGGCACGCCGCGUUGGUGGUGCUUACUAUGCGGAACAACUGGUUAAGCAUUGGGUCCGCAAGACUGGACGUGCGAUUGCGCAGGGACUCUGGGCGAUCGUUCCUCGGCCCCGGCCUACCGAGAUGCCGCCCCAAGAGGCGCGCGGUAUUCAGGUGCUCGGUACCCAGCGCAGGUUCCAGCGAUUCCAUGCUCCCCCUGGCAAGAAAAUCUUCGUCCCCGUCCGUGUCGAACCCAAGGUCUACUUUGCCGCUGAACGCACAUUCCUCUCCUGGCUGGAAUUCUCCAUCAUCCUGGGUGGUAUUGCCGCCACCCUUCUCAACUUCGGCAUCGACUCGAUCUCACUGGCCAGCGCAUGGGCCUUUACCCUUCUAGCCGCCGGUGCACUCGUCUACUCCCUCAUGCUGUACGUCUGGCGUGUGGACAAGAUCCGAAAGCGCCGCGAUGUCAAGCGAGUCUACUACGAGAAAUGGGGACCUACCGUUGUCAGUGUGGGUCUUGUAGCUGUUGUAUUGGUCAACUUUGCUUUACGGGUAAAAGCAGGUGGAUUCAUGGCGGGCGACCUGCCGUUGGAUGGUAGACCCCGUCAUGGUGAUGAGCUUUGAAACUUGUAACUUUGUCACUUUUGGAAAAGUUGGAAAGUAUACCUACACCUUACCAUUGAAGACCUGUGGAUCGGACUUGGGUCUUUUGCUUCUGCUUCGAUAAGCUCCACGCAGGACAUGUGUGAUACGCUGCUGAUGAGCUGGGACACAUCUUGGGACUGUAUUUAUCAUGGCGUUUGCAUUUUUUGCUUGCAUUUUUAGUUUCUAUUGCCUGGUGCUCGUGGCGUUGGCGUUGUGUACAGAUCCAGAUGAGCUAUGUGUAAAUAUUAUGGAAAUUUGCAU
Messenger RNA from Penicillium subrubescens, 2867 nucleotides. It is a transcript of the gene vtc4, whose product is annotated as putative vacuolar transporter chaperone (Vtc4). The coding region runs from base 174 to 2585 and encodes 803 amino acids. Gene Ontology annotation, biological process: vacuolar transport; polyphosphate metabolic process; vacuole fusion, non-autophagic. Gene Ontology annotation, cellular component: fungal-type vacuole membrane; vacuolar transporter chaperone complex. Lineage: Eukaryota; Fungi; Ascomycota; Eurotiomycetes; Eurotiales; Aspergillaceae. The transcript is spliced from 4 exons. The record is from RefSeq and is a predicted model, not a curated record.